AACAAUAGGACCAAGACCUAGAAAGAGGAUCUGCAAGUGGUGCCUUGUGUCGAAAGUCUUCCCGACGAGAGGAGGUCGGGCGGCGCGUCCCGUGAAGUUAUAGCCACAGCGGUACAAGAUGAUUUGGCGGAUCAAAUGGUGUAGCCCAGCGAAGGAAAGAUCUGUGGUUCGAGCCUUGCGUUGAAAGUCUUCCCGACAGGAGGUCGGGCGGCGUGUCCCGCAAAGAGUGUGCGGCGGUGCAAGAUGAGGAAAGUUCUUAUCCUCUUUCCUCCGGUCCUUUCUUCCUGACAAAACUACAUUCCAAAAGAUCACUACCCAUGAGAAGCACAAUUCUUGCUUCUGUCACUCUCUUUUUUUCUCUCUUUUACCUUUCCACAGCUUUCGUCCCCCAAGAUAAUUACAUCAUCAACUGUGGAUCGGGAAGAGAUGCUAUAGUGGACAACCGAAACUUUCAUGGCGAUUCAGGCUUAACCCAAGGUAAAUCAAUUGCAGUGAAAACCCAGGUGAGCGCCAGUUCCAAUUUGUCUCUUCUUUACAGUACAGCUAGAGUUUUCACAGCUGUCUCUGCGCCAUAUUCAUUCAAAAUCAAGAAAUUAGGGACCCAUUUUGUGCGUUUGCAUUUCUCUCCAUUCAUUUCUGAGACCUAUGACCUGAAGAAUGCAAAUUUUAGUGUUUCUGCUAAUGAUGUUUUGCUGUUGAGGAAUUUCGGUGUCGGGUCUAAUGUGGUUAAGGAGUUCAUAUUGAUGGCUGACAAGGUAGAGCUUACAAUCUCGUUUGCCCCAACCCAUGAUUUUGGGUUUGGGUUUGUUAGUGCGAUUGAAGUGAUUUCGGCUCCGGACGAUCUCAUGGUUGAUCCGGGCAUUAAAUUGGUUAGUCCUAAUGGGAUUACGGAGUUCAAUCCGAAUGUCACCUUGCAGACCUUAGAGACUGUGUAUAGAAUUAAUGUUGGAGGGCCAAAAAUAACACCUUUCAAUGAUACCCUUUGGAGGACUUGGGUUCCGGAUGAAGAUUUUCUUGUCUUCAAGGCUGCAGCUAAACCUGCUUCGAUUAGUCAUGUGCCCAAUUACCAAAGAGGUGGUGCCACAAAAGAGAUUGCUCCUGAUAGUGUUUACAUGACUGCACAACAGAUGGAUUGGGAAGAAGCAACUACGAAUUUCAUGUUUAAUAUAUCAUGGGAUUUUCCCCUAUGGUCUAAGGAAACUAUGGUAGACUACUUUGUUCGGUUGCAUUUCUGUGAUAUUGUUAGUUCUGCUCCAAACCAGUUGUACUUCAACGUGUACAUCAAUGAAGUCAUGGUGUAUAAAGAUCUUGAUCUAUCUGCACUUACGUUCCACGUUCUUGCGUCACCAUAUUAUAUUGAUUUUGUGGUGAACCCUGGGAAUAGUGGGCUUUUACAAAUCAGUGUAGGUCCAUCUGAUCUUAGUAGUGUUUUGAAGAAGAAUGCUAUUCUGAAUGGAGUAGAGAUAAUGAAGAUGCUAGGCGUUGUCUCUCCGAAUGCUAAGAAGACGAAAAUAUGGGUUUUUGUUGUUCCCAUCAUUGGUGGGGUGGUAGCCUUGAUGAUAAUAAUUAUGGCAUUGCUCGCGAAAUGUAGGAAAAAGAAACCAAAGGCGAACCGGACAGAGAGUGCUGUGUGGACCCCACUAAGACAAUAUGGAGGAAGCUCUCCCGGUACGUUAUCGGAAGGGACGGGCCUUGUCCCCAUGGGCCCAAACGGAUUUUUCGGUCUGAGAAUUCAUUUUGCAGACAUACAAUUGGCCACAAGUAAUUUUGACAAGACUCUGAUCAUUGGUACUGGUGGGUUUGGCAUGGUUUACAAGGGAGUUCUUAGAGACAACAGAAAGGUUGCUGUUAAACGGUGUGUGCCUGGUUCCAAGCAAGGCCUCCCUGAGUUCCACACUGAAAUUUCGGUCCUUUCCAAAAUUCGGCACUGCCAUCUUGUCUCACUUGUUGGGUAUUGCGAAGAGCAGGCUGAAAUGAUUCUUGUGUACGAGUACGUGGAGAAUGGGGCUCUAAAGAAGCACUUGUACGGCAGUCAAUUGCCCCCACUUUCUUGGAAGCAGAGGCUGGAGAUAUGCAUAGGAGCUGCAAGAGGCCUCCACUACCUCCACACCGGUUUCUCCCAAGGGAUUAUCCACCGCGACAUCAAGUCAACAAACAUUCUGCUUGACCAAAAUUUUGUCGCAAAAGUUGCCGAUUUUGGCCUCUCGAGGUCUGGUCCGUGCCUUGAUGAGACCCAUGUUAGCACCGGUGUGAAAGGGAGUUUUGGUUACCUUGACCCAGAAUACUUUCGAAGACAGCAACUCACGGAUAAGUCAGAUGUUUAUUCGUUUGGGGUUGUGCUUUUUGAAGUUCUUUGCGCAAGACCCGCCGUGGACCCUCUGCUUGAGAGGGAGAAUGUGAAUUUGGGUGAAUGGGCAUUGCAGUGGCAGAGAAAGGGUCAGUUACAUGAGAUCAUAGACCCAAAACUUAGAGGUCAGGUAAAACCAAGUGCCCUAAAAGUAUUCGGUGACACAGCUGAGAAAUGCUUGGCAGAUUAUGGGGUUGACAGGCCAACAAUGGGGAGCGUGUUGUGGAACUUGGAAUACGUGCUUCAGCUUCAAGAGAAUGAACCUGAGGACGGCGAAGCCCGUCUCCCAAGUUCUGUAGGGUACCCUCCCUUGCCGCGUAGGGCUAUUUCCACUGCCAGCUCAGCAGAUAACUGUGAUGCUGUUUCGGACAUAUCAACCAGCCAAGUGUUUUCACAGCUGAUUACCCGUGAAGGUCGGUAGAGUUUGUUUUACCCUACACAAUUUCCAAUAAUCCUAUUUGAGGGCAAUCAAUCUCUUUAAUUAGGACUAGAGAAAUGUUCACCUGGUUCUAAAGCAGAACUUUUGUGGCAAUUUGUGACAUACAUUACGCAUAACCAGCAAAGUUCCAUUUUAACAAAUGGCCUUUUAAGAG
Messenger RNA from Cuscuta campestris, 2940 nucleotides. The record is from the annotation of a GenBank genome assembly. NCBI's taxonomy places the organism in Eukaryota, Viridiplantae, Streptophyta, Magnoliopsida, Solanales, Convolvulaceae.